This is a messenger RNA of Gekko japonicus, 949 nucleotides long. RefSeq names its product ryanodine receptor 1-like. Gene Ontology annotation, molecular function: ryanodine-sensitive calcium-release channel activity. The transcript is spliced from 8 exons. The annotation marks the transcript as partial. Gene Ontology annotation, biological process: calcium ion transmembrane transport. The record is from RefSeq and is a predicted model, not a curated record. NCBI's taxonomy places the organism in Eukaryota, Metazoa, Chordata, Lepidosauria, Squamata, Gekkonidae. Gene Ontology annotation, cellular component: smooth endoplasmic reticulum; sarcolemma; Z disc.
GCAUCAGCUGGAGCGGCAGUCACAUGAAGUGGGGCCAGCCCUUCCGCGUCCGUCACGUCACCACCGGCCACUACUUGGCGCUGACCGAGGAGAAGGGGCUGGUCGUGGUGGACGCCGAAAAGGCCAACACCAAGGCGACGGCUUUUUGCUUCCGUAUCUCCAAGGAAAAGCUGCAUGAAGCUCCAAAGCGAGACGUGGAGGGGAUGGGAGCCCCCGAGAUCAAGUACGGAGAGUCCAUGUGCUUCGUGCAGCACGUGGACAGCGGCCUCUGGGUGACGUACGCGGCAGCCGACGCCAAGGCGUUACGCCUGGGGAUCCUCAAGAGAAGGGCCAUCCUGCACCAGGAAGGACACAUGGACGAUGCGCUUUCUCUGACCCGCUGCCAGCACGAGGAAUCGCAAGCUGCCCGCAUGAUUUACAGCACUUCCGGCCUCUACAACCAAUUCAUCAACUUAUCUGCAAGUCUCUCGGUGCCCCCUGAGGCCCUGGCGGCCGCGGAUUCCAAAGCGGGGACCCCUGCUCCAGCAGCAGGCGAGGGGCUUUGUGCUUCGGACGACAUGCAGGGCAUGAUCACCCUCGUCCUGAACUGCAUCGACCGCCUCAACGUCUACAGCACCGCCGCGCACUUCGCGGAGUAUGCCGGAGAGGAAGCGGCCGAGUCCUGGAAGGAGAUUGUGAACCUGCUGUACGAGCUGCUCGCCUCACUAAUCCGUGGGAACCGUUCCAACUGCGCCCUCUUCUCCAACAAUCUGGAUUGGCUGGUCAGCAAGCUGGACCGGCUGGAGGCGUCCUCUGAAUGUAGCUCUAAAAAGAAGGGGUUGAUGAGCAGUGGAUUCCGGACGGACAAACGAAUGUACCGCUUCUCGCAGCGCAUGUGCAGCUGUGGAACUUACUGCCACGAGACAAUCACUUACUUGACAAGAGGAUUGGGCAAAAUCAUCAAGGAAGG